UGACGCCACCUCAGCAACAGCAGAUCCUUAAUUUGAGGCCUGCCGGUCAAGCGUCGCUCAUGAGCGCCAACCCGAUGCUUCAGCAGGCCCUGCUUGCCCAGCAGUUGCAAGGUAACUUGAGAGGUUUUAACAUGGCAGCAGCUCCUGUACUACAGCAGUUCUUCCCUCAGGCCACGAGGCAUUCCCUGUUGGGACCCCCUCCGGUUGGGGUAUCCCUAAAGCCCGCCCGUUUGGCGUUCCCGACUCUCCUGUUCCCGCGGCAAAACCGGACUUUUGGCAAGGACUUCCCAAAGAUUCCCGAGAGGAAGCGUGAGGCCGAUUCUGCAUCCUCUUCCUCUCAGGGCCAAGGAACGUGUGAAGCUGGGCCGGUCAUGGAGGCAUCUGACUUUCAAGGAGACUCUGAGCUGUCCAGUUCUUUACCUUCAGAAACACCAGCAGAAUCCUCCGGAGAUGGCCAGCCAGCUGCCAAACGGCUAAGAAGCAAAGCUGACGAGGCUAUUCCUGAAGAAAUAGCAGAGGAGUCUGAUGCGAAGUCCCGCCUGGAAGAGAGAGACAACGAGCAAAAGACCCUGGCUGGAGAUUCUUCCGAUGAGAAGCACUUUGUGGAGGAGUUGAAAACUUCAGAGGUGGUCAAUUCCGGGGGCUCCUUAAAAGUAACAAUUCAGCAGAGCAGCGAGAGCCGAGCAAUCAGCACCACGGCCCUGAAGCCGGCUCACUGGACCUCCGAAAUGGGCGCUGCGGAGACCAGCCCGGAGUCUGCCCUGAAAUUCUACUGUUAUAUCUGCAAGAGUGACUGUUGCAAUCAAGAGAAUUUCCAGAACCACAUGGCAGGCGUUCAACACCAGCAGCGCCUCCGGGACAUCCAACACAUGAGCAACCUCUGCUUUGUCUCUUUGCUCCCCGUGGUGAAGGAGCAGGGGCCGCUGGCUGAGAAAGACGGGGAGAGUCAGCAGCGGUGGUGUAACACCUGCCACACACAUUUUACAGGCGAUCUGAUCAAGCACCGUCGGACUCAGGAACAUAAGCUCGCGAAACGCUCCCUCCGCCCCUUUUGCACCGUCUGCAGCCGCCACUUCAAGACGCCGCGCAAGUUUGUGGAGCACAUGAAGUCCCUGGCGCAUAAGCAGAAGGCCAAGGAGGUGAAGUUGGGAGAGAAGGAGCAGGGAGGGCCCGAGGAUUCGGAGGAACUUAUCACGGUCGACGCUGUCGGGUGUUUUGAAGAAGAGGAGGAGGAAGAAGAAGAAGAAGAAGAAGCUGGAGAAGAGGAUGACUCUGAAGGGGAACCGCAGGAAAAUGAAGACCCUCUAACCAAGCAGGCUGGGCUGAAGGAAGAGCCAUCGGAAGACGGUGGAGGGAAGGAGGAAUAUUGCCCAGAUACGGUCUACGGCCUGGAUUUUCUGGUUCCCGUUGCGGGCUUCCUCUGCAGACUGUGUCACAAAUUCUACCACAGUGACUCAGCCGGCCGGCUCACGCAUUGCAAGUCCCUGAUGCAUUUUGAGAACCUCCAGAGAUACAAAGCCAUGAAACUCCAGGCCUCAUCAUCCACACACGCAGAGGCCUCCUUGCACCCGCAGCCGGAGCUGACCGAUGGGCAAACGGUGGAUGCCGCCCAGGCAGUGGUUAAGACAGAGACGGCCGAGGCUGAGGAGGAAGAGGCGAGCUUAAGGGGAGACUGCAGGUCUCCAAGAGAUGAGCCCGCUUCCGCGGCCCAGACUCACAAUCCAGUUGCCUUUAGGAGUCCCAGCCCGGUUGUGGAAGAGGGGGAAAAAUGUGGAAACCACUUGGCGUCACCUGGCAAUGGCACCUUGCGGCAGGAUGCUCCAGGGACAGGAGAAACGGCAGAACUGCCUAAGCCGACAGCCAAGCCUUGUGACACGACGCAGCAAGGGGUGUCGGCCGACAGAGCGGCAAACGAAACACCAGACAGUCGCCAGGAGGAAAAGGGAGGGUCGUCCUCCGCCAAAGGGGACUCAUCUAGCCGCCGGCGUUCCACCAGGCAUAAGGCUAGAUAAAACUUUCUCAUUUUAUUUUUGUAGGCGAGUUUUCUUUUUGUGUGUAGAUUUCUCCAGGAAAGGUUUUUAUUCCCACCCCCCCGAGUCUUCUACUUUUAGAGGAAGGAAGAACAGAAAAAAGAAUGCUAUAGUUUUACUGCUUUUUUUGGUUAAAUUAAAAGGGGAAAAAAAGAGGAAAAAACAUCGCUGC
Molecule: messenger RNA, 2202 nt
Organism: Pogona vitticeps (central bearded dragon)
Lineage: Eukaryota; Metazoa; Chordata; Lepidosauria; Squamata; Agamidae
Source: RefSeq, a predicted model, not a curated record